Molecule: messenger RNA, 821 nt
Organism: Manihot esculenta (cassava)
Lineage: Eukaryota; Viridiplantae; Streptophyta; Magnoliopsida; Malpighiales; Euphorbiaceae
Product: transcription factor SRM1
Exons: 2
Coding region: 63-698 (211 amino acids)
Molecular function (GO): DNA binding
Source: RefSeq, a predicted model, not a curated record
AAAUUUAUCCUCAAACCACAUAGUUCAGAGAUACAAAAGUAUUCAUUUUUUUAUUUAAAGCAAUGAUAGGGAAUUCCUCUUCUUGGUCUCGGCUGGAAGACAAGGCCUUCGAGCGAGCACUCGUGGUGUUUCCCGAGGAAACUCUCUGCAGAUGGGAAAAGAUCGCCAGCCAAGUUCCGGGAAAGACAUGGUUUGAUGUGAAGAAACGUUAUGAUGAUUUGGUUCAUGAUAUUGGGGAGAUUGACUCUGGUCGAGUCGAGUUGCCGAGUUAUGAGGAUGAGUUGGACUGUGCUGGUGGUUGGGGUUCUUCUACCGAAUCAGGGACUAGUCAGGUGUGGUUUGGGUCUACGGCGAAGGGAAAGGAUACGACGGAGAGAAGGAAAGGAGUUCCUUGGACAGAGGAAGAGCACAGGUUGUUUCUAAUAGGGCUACAGAGAUAUGGGAAAGGAGACUGGAGAAGCAUCUCAAGAAAUGCAGUAGUGUCAAGAACACCAACACAAGUGGCCAGCCAUGCACAGAAGUAUUUUCUUCGACUAAACUCAAUGAAGAAGGAUAAGAAGAGGCCUAGCAUUCAUGACAUUACCACUAAUCCUCCCACCACCACCACCACCAAUGAUUCAAUUUCUACUCAUGACUUUAUUGAUCCAAACCCCUUCUCUCACCCUCCUUCCUAUCAUGGCUUUGGAUUCCCCAUGUAAUUAAUUGUUAUGUAAAAAUACCAAAAAAAAUGUUGUAUAAAAUUCAUUAGUGUGAUAAUGUAAUAUAAAGGAAAUUUUUAUACUAACAAAAUAUUAGAAGUUUAAAUUUAUGUCUGAACUCAA